AAGAAGCGCGGAGAUUUGAAAACAAAAAUGGCGGAGUUCCGAAGGGUUCUGCAGCGCUGUGACCCGGUUCUGGUGGAGCCCUGCGGGGAGUCCGGACCUGACUGCGCAGAAGCAGCUGCGCGGGUUCUGUUCCUCACGGAGAGUCGACGUGUGCAGAAGGUUCUGUGGCGUCAGCUGUUUGUUCUGGACUCCAUUACCUCCUUAGUGGAAGGCCUGGAAUCUGCCCGGCAACUCUUGACGCGGCCCUGCCCCCCUCAGCCAGACGGCGGCGCUCGCAGCCGGUGGAAGGCUCUGAAGACGGAGAACAUCUCAGGAACGGAGGAGACGGAGAACCUGCUGAGGUCCCUGCAGGACCGGCUGCAGCAGGUCCACAGCAGGAGACACAGACUCACUCAGCUGCUGCAGCAGCUGCAGACCAAGCGGCGGCAGCAGGAGCAGCUCGCCGAGUCGCUGCUGAAGGUCCAGAAUGCUUUGCGGUCAUGCGAUCGCCAGCUGAAGCAGUUGCGGGCGGAGUCAGAGGCGGCGCUCGGUCAGCGGAGAGCGUGGCAGCGGCGUCGAGACACGCUCCAGGAACACAUUGUGGCCCUGCAGACGGUGGUGCUGGUCAGACUUAUCUCGUUGGACCAAUCAGAGCUGUCUGUAGAGAUCAGGCCGCGCUGCUCCUCUGGUCCCUCGUCCAAUCAGCUCGAGCCGCUGAGGCUGAGGGUCACAUGGUGCUCUGACGACAAGUUCACCCUGCAGGUGGCGAAGGAGACGCUGAGCCUGAUGGAGGACUGCAGUUCUGGCAGGUGGAGCCAGCUGAACGCUGCCCUGCUGGACGUCAUCCAGAGCUACGUGGGUCAGGCUGAGCUGCUGUGUGAGAUCCAGUUCCUCAGAUCCAGCUUCGCCAUCGACUGGUGCCCUGCGCAGCGCCGGCUGGUCUACCUGAAGUCUGCGUCGCUGGUGUGUCACCUGGAGGUGGAGGAGGGCUACCCGCGCGGCGGCAGAGCUCUGCUGCGCUCGGUGCAGCGGGACGGCCGACCCGUGGACACGUCGGGACUAAAGCCUCAUCAAGCUGAGCUCUCUCUGACCAACUGGCUGGUUUUCCUCUGCAACAGUCCUCUCAUCUGAAGGCGCUUCCUGCUGUCCUCUUCCUCCUGUCCUCCUCUUCCUCCUUCACCUGAGCAGCAGUCCAUCCGUCACCUGCUGGCGUCUCACCAUUUGUUCUACUUCUGUGUGUUUCUCAUCUCUUUAGUGUGAUUCUAUGUGAUAUUGUACAAUAAAUAGACUAUAAACAAA
Fundulus heteroclitus (mummichog) is the source of this 1278-nucleotide messenger RNA. RefSeq lists its product as uncharacterized. NCBI's taxonomy places the organism in Eukaryota, Metazoa, Chordata, Actinopteri, Cyprinodontiformes, Fundulidae. The transcript has 9 exons. The record is from RefSeq and is a predicted model, not a curated record. Gene Ontology annotation, cellular component: nuclear body; kinetochore; cytosol. The coding region runs from base 28 to 1110 and encodes 360 amino acids. Gene Ontology annotation, biological process: mitotic sister chromatid segregation; mitotic cell cycle checkpoint signaling; establishment of localization in cell.